Linum tenue is the source of this 3734-nucleotide messenger RNA. The record is from the annotation of a GenBank genome assembly. NCBI's taxonomy places the organism in Eukaryota, Viridiplantae, Streptophyta, Magnoliopsida, Malpighiales, Linaceae.
AGCUCGAAUUUGGAUGGUGAUGGCUGUUCAAGCACCUGCGAGGUCUGUCAUGGAUGAUAUGGAUGAUGAUGAUGCCCCUUUAGUUUUUAGAAGGGGUGGGAACUCAGCAUCUAGGCAAAGCCAAUCGAAUGCUGAAGCUAAGAGGACGCCAUCUUCAUCUCACAAUGUCAAUGGCCAAAGCUCAAAUGGCCAGAGGAAUAAAGCUCCAGUUGCUUCUUCCAAGCCACCGCCGGUUAAGUCUCCAAUAGGGAGCCCCAGAGCAUCAACUUCUUCUAUGAAGGCUUCUCCAUUGCGGUCUCCUAUAACAAAUUCUAAAUCCCCUAUGUCCUCGGAGAUUAAGCAAAUGCCUAAGCAGAAUGCUUCUUCUGCUGUCAAGGUCGAGAUUAAGUCUGUCAAAUCUGAGAAGAAGUCCCAGGUAGAUGAUGAGGAUUCUGAGGAUGACAAGCCCUUGAGUUCCAGAUUGAAGGGAGCUGCCAACAAUGUUAAGAAAGAAGUUGGUGGUCCCAGUCAUGUGAAAAAGGAGGACUCUGAUGAUGAUGACGAUGAUCUCCCUUUGGCUUCAAGGAUGUCAACUAAACCUAAUCAUUUGAGUGAAAAGAAACCUCUAGCCUCAAAACUUCAGCAGAAUGGCAGCUCAACUUCUAAUACGAACAAGAUGAAAACUUCUGUUGUGCCAAACAAGAGACCUAUGGAGAAGAGCAAUUCUUCGGAUCAAUCCUCUGCUAAAAAGCAAAAGCUUUCUGUUCCAUCUUCCACCACAAAAGCCAAACCUGCAGCAGUUAAAGCAGAGGAGAAGGCUGAUGAUGAUGAUGAUGAUAUCCCAAUCUCCCAGAGGAUCAAGAAGGCAACAGUGUCUGCAAGAAAACCAUCGUCUGCAAACACAAAAGCAACAAAAGUGGUCUCUUCUUCUUUCAAGAAGGCCAACAUGAAGAACACAAAACAAAUGAAAAAGUCCAAGUUUUCCAAGUCAACAAAAGUCCAACCUGGCUCUACUGAUGGCCAGAGAAAAUGGACUACCUUGGUUCACAGUGGUGUAAUUUUUCCUCCUCCAUACCAGCCUCAUGGAGUUAAGAUACUGUACAAGGGGAAGCCAAUUGAUUUGACUCCCGAACAAGAAGAGGUUGCCACUAUGUAUGCCGUGAUGAAAGAUACUGACUAUAUGCAAAAGCCAAAGUUCCUUGAGAAUUUCUGGAAUGAUUGGCGCAGGAUACUCGGGAGGAAUCAUGUAAUACAGAAGUUGGAUGAUUGUGAUUUUACACCAAUAUAUGAAUGGCAUCAGCAGGAGAAAGAGAAGAAGAAACAAAUGAGUACAGAAGAGAAGAAGGCAAUCAAAGAACAAAAAAUGCAGCAAGAAGAGAAGUAUAUGUGGGCUAUAGUGGAUGGCGUUAAGGAAAAAGUUGGGAACUUUAGAGUUGAGCCCCCUGGGUUGUUUCGAGGCCGUGGAGAACAUCCGAAGAUGGGAAAGCUGAAGAGACGGAUUCGUCCUAGAGAUAUCACCAUAAACAUAGGGAAGGAUGCUCCUGUUCCAGAAUGUCCAAUUGCUGGUGAAAGCUGGAAAGAGAUAAAACAUGAUAGCACAGUUACAUGGUUGGCUUUCUGGAAUGAUCCUAUCAACCCCAAAGAAUUCAAGUAUGUGUUCUUGGCAGCCAGCAGUUCAUUAAAAGGACAAAGUGACAAGGAGAAAUAUGAAAAAGCUAGGAUGCUGAAGGACUACAUACACAACAUCAGGGCAGCUUACACAAAGGAUUUCAAUAACAAGGACAAGGAUCCUACAAAACGGCAAAUAGCAGUUGCUACAUAUCUUAUUGAUAAGCUAGCUCUAAGGGCCGGUAAUGAGAAGGUAAAUUGAGUUCCUUUCUUUCUAAACAUCCUCAUCUACUUCUUUCUUUGUUUUCCCCCUUAAUUUCCUUUAUACCAGGUACAGGUUCUGGAAUCUAAAUAAGCCAUCAGUUAUGGUGUGUAAUGUGACCAAUCUACACAAAUGCUACUUGCUUUGUUUCUGCUGCCAUUCAUCAGCCUAAAUGCAUGUUAUGGGAAGAUUGAUGAUUUUGCGACGAGGGUUUCAAUGGGGCCCUUAAAAAGGCUGCAAUUACCAUACAGAUGCUGCAAAUGGCCAUGUGGAUCCUGACUAUCUCAUGCUUAGAGUCUAGAGUGAUAAAUCAGAUACUGUUCAAUGACCUGUGGCUGUGUACUUUGAUGUUCUUUGUACUCUUGGCUGAAUAAGUGCCCUGGGAGUUGCCUUUCCUUUAUUAUCUUGUUCCCUAAUAUUACCGCCUUUUGUUUCUGCACGUCACCUUUAAGAAUGAUGUCCUGCUGCUGUAUCGUUUAGUUGGGUGCUCCGAUAUUGUAGUACCUUGAUCUGUCCUUUACCUUAAUAGCUUUUAAAUACCAUCUCUGUUGGAAAUUUAGAGUGACUUUAUGCCCUAUGACUGAUUUUCUGCAGGAUGAGGAAGAAGCUGAUACUGUUGGUUGCUGUACAUUAAAAGUAUCGAACGUGGAGUGCAUCCCUCCCAACAUGAUAAAGUUUGACUUUCUUGGUAAAGAUUCAAUUCGUUAUGAGAACACGGUUGAAGUUGAGCUUCCUGUGUUCAAAGCAAUUGGGCAGUUCCAAGCUGGAAAAGGGGAAAAUGAGCUCCUUUUUAACGCGCUGGAUACAAGUAAACUGAAUGCCCACUUGAAGGAACUCAUGCCUGGGCUUACAGCGAAAGUUUUCCGUACCUAUAAUGCUUCAAUAACAUUGGAUCAACAAUUGUACGAGGAAACAGAAGAGGGUGAUGUUGCAGAGAAGGUUGUUGUUUAUCAAAAAGCAAACAAGCAGGUUGCAAUCAUCUGUAAUCAUCAGCGUACAGUCUCAAAGACUCAUGAUUCCCAAAUCUUGAGGUUGACUGAGAGGAUUGAGACUGCUAAGCAAGAACUCAAAGAGCUGAAAAUUGAUUUGGAGAGGGCCAAGAAGGGAAAGCCACCUCUUAAGGGUGCAGAUGGAAAGCAAAAAAGGAACUUGAGUCCAGAAGCCAUAGAGAAAAAGAUAGCAUCCGCCAAGCAAAAGAUUGAGAAGUACGAAAUGGACAUGACGACAAAGGAGGAUCUGAAAACAGUGGCACUCGGCACCUCUAAGAUCAACUACCUGGAUCCUAGGAUCACAGUCGCCUGGUGCAAAAGGCAUGAAGUUCCCAUCGAGAAGAUAUUCAACAAGUCGCUUCUGGCAAAGUUUGCCUGGGCAAUGGACGUUGAUCCCGAGUUCAGAUUCUGAUAGAAGGGAAAAUCUGGGAAGUGGUGCUCACACAACACAACCCUCCCACUUGGAAGGAAAAAAAAGGGUAGCAUAAUAUGGCAAAAUUACCAAGAAAAUACGGAGAAGAAGAGAAAGGACCAAUCAAUCCAGCUUCUUUUAAUGAUCCAUUACAUCUUUUUGAUUCACAUUUUUUUAUAAUCAAUUUUUUUCUUCUCUUUUUUUGGGUCUUCCACAUUUAACUCUGAGCUGCUGGGAAAGUCGAUGUUGUAUGUUCAAUGAUCUAAUCUAAUCAUCCAAUACGGCUGUAUUUGCUGCCACUGGCCCCAUCUUGCUUCUCUGUUCAUCACCAAUUCCAUCAAUUGGAUGCCUGUUUUGUAGCAGUAAGUAACCCUUUAUUCUUCCAGAGUAUGAUGGAAGGGAAGGCAGGACUAUGAAAUAGGAGCUGCUAGACACUGAUGAAUGUUUGAUUAUGUAAUUUUAUGAGGAAUUGUUAUCAUUGUAU